This is a messenger RNA of Sycon ciliatum, 3020 nucleotides long. Its product is annotated as heterogeneous nuclear ribonucleoprotein L-like. The coding region runs from base 342 to 2117 and encodes 591 amino acids. The record is from RefSeq and is a predicted model, not a curated record. Gene Ontology annotation, biological process: regulation of RNA splicing; mRNA processing. Lineage: Eukaryota; Metazoa; Porifera; Calcarea; Leucosolenida; Sycettidae. Gene Ontology annotation, molecular function: mRNA binding. The transcript is spliced from 17 exons. Gene Ontology annotation, cellular component: nucleus.
GCAAACUCUUUUUUUUUUGAAGGACAUUCAAUGUUUCCAGUCAGUCAGAGUGUUUGGCUGGUCAGGUAGCUUGCAAGAUCAUCAGUAUUAUCAAGAGUACUCUUGGUAUUAUUAUGCAUAAUACGCAUAGGCAGGCUAUUUGUUGCAUGAAUCCCUGAUUUCUGUGCAGUCUUGAAGGUUGUUUGUUCAACAUUAAAGCGAGGUGGAGAAGUUACAUGCAGCGUUUUCCUUUGACGCCACUGACGAACCAUCCCAAUCAAAAGGACUCGACUUUACUCCUUUGCCACCUGUGAAAGCAGUUGACAUACUCAAUUUAGACUUUGGACCGCCCGUUCGUGAGAAUGUCAAAGCGGUCAUGGAUCAACGAGUCCUCCCGGGACUUCCCUGACCCUAAACGGAUCAAGAAAGAGGGAAUUAGCGAACAGGACCCUCCGUCAUCGAGAGUGAUCCAUUGCCGCAACGUACCAGAUGGCUGUAGAGAAGGUGACUUAGUCGGCGCUGUUCAGAGUUUCGGAAGGGUAACGUAUGCAACUAUGAUGCCGAAAUCUCGCCAAGCACUUGUGGAGUUUGAAACUACAGAGCAAGCGGUUGCUCUUCGAGACUUUGCUACACAAAACGAACUUCCCGUCUUGGGCAGACCGGUUUUCUUCAAUUUCUCUGUCAGCCAAAGCAUUAAAAGGUUCCCGCAAGAUCUACAGAAUAGCGGUCCGAAUGAACGGCCAACUCGCUAUGAUGCGUACGAGGCAGGGAAUUUUGAGGCCAGUGCUCGUUCUGGUGGCGGCGGCGGAGGAUCUGGUGGGGCCGGUGCUGGCCCCGCAGAAGAGCAGUUCUACGGCGGCGCUACCUACGGUGGGCCACGCCAGGAGCGCCCCCACCGUGAGUACGGGCCCAACAAAAUCCUCCUGCUCACCAUCCUGAACCCGCUGUAUCCGAUCACGGUCAAUGUCCUGCACACUAUAACCCGGGAACACGGCCAAGUGCAGCGCAUCGCUAUCUUCCACAAAACCGGCAUCCAGGCACUGGUCGAGUUUGCCUCCGUCGAGCAAGCCGUCAGAGCCAAGCAAGAACUGGACGGUGCUGACAUCUAUGCCGGCUGCUGCACCCUGAACAUUGAGUUUUCUAAGGCCGACCGUGUCAACGUUGCAGCUAAUAACGACGAUUCAUGGGACUUUACUGGUGGCUCAUCUGAUCAAGGUGCACCGCCAAGACGCACUCUACAGCCAACCCCGGCUGGCAGACAUGAGGAGUACGCUGGUGGCCGAGAUGAGCGAUACUAUGAUGAAGGUCGAGGUGGAAACAAUUACCGUGGGGAUCGUGAUGCUGGUCACUAUGGUGGUGGUGGCCGCGGCGGUGGUGGUGGUGGCCGCGGUGGUGGUGGCGGCGGCAGUCGAGGUGGUGGUGACGGUGGUUACGAGGAGGACUACCGGCAGGGUGGCUAUGACGAGAGUGCUGGUCAGGGUGGUGCCGUGCUCAUGGUCUACAACCUGGAUCCCGACAGGAUCAACUGCGAUCGCCUGUUCAACAUCUUCUGCGCGUAUGGCAACGUGUCCAGGAUUAAGGUGUUUGUAAAGAAGACCGGUGCUGCUAUGGUUCAGAUGGACCGCCGGGAGGGUGCUUUGAAUGUUGUUAAGCUGCUGAAUGGUGCACAGUUCAUGGGCAAGGAGCUGCAGAUCAGCUUUUCUCGUCAUGACACGAUUCAGGACCGUGGCCUUGUUGGACAGCUUCCAGAUGGUACACCAGCUGUUUGUGAUUACACAAACUCCAGGAACAACAGAUUCAUGUCACCGGAGCAAAGCCGCAAGAACCACAUGAUCAAUCCUACCCGUGUGCUGCACUUCUUCAAUGCGUACAAUGAGGUCACAGAGGAUGAUCUUAGCAAGAUUUUCUCAGCAGCUAAAGCUCCAGUGCCAGCUAGAGUGACUAUUUUCGACAAGAAAGGAGGUCCUACAUCUCGUGUCACUGGACUUGUGGAGUAUUCAGACGCAGGUCAUGCACUGGAAGCCAUGGCUUUGUGCAACCACGUGACUAUCCAUGCUCCAAAUGGACAAGGUUUCUUGUUCAAGUUGGCAUUUUCUCAGUCCCAUCCUAAGACGUCGAAUGAAGAUUCCCGACACUAGCGCCGUUUCUCUUUGAUCAACGUAGGCCAGUUGGUGCUUGGCCUUUUAUGUUUCCGGGAGUCGUGUGGUGUGCUUUACCUCUUGCUGGUAUUCCGCUCUUUUUUCGCCUGAUGCACGUCUGCUUGUGUGUACCUGCUAUGAAUGCACAAUGCGAUGAUGAGCACUGGUGUUGAACCUGUGCUGUGUGUAUGUGUGUGUGUAUGUGUGUGUGUGCCGUGUUGUGCAUAGACCUGUGGAUACUGUGUUUGUUUGUUUGUGUGCAUGUGUGUGUGUGUGUAUCAUAGCUGUGCAUCUGUGCACAAUUUAGGUGCAACUCCAUCAUUUAGUGAUAGCAGCGACACUGCUAACAGCAUUCACCCUUGUACAGCCAACAGUAGCAGCAGCAGCAGCAGCAGCAGCAGCAGUAGCAGCAGUCCACAAAUGGCCACGACGUGUCCAUGUAACUAGUACUAGUCACGCUGUAGUGUACAAAGUGUACAGUAAACACUUGACACUGGCAUGCACUGGCAGUGUUUGAAGCAUGUCCCAUGACUGUAUUCAUGUACUUCAACAAGUGCUAAGUAACUUAGAGGUCAUUACUAAGGAACGCACUUCAACUCUCCUACAGUGUAUGGCUUUUUGUGUGGUAUUCCUUUCCUUUUCGCCUGUUUUUUACUAUACCGGUGCUUGUAUGUAUUCUACUACAGUGUAUAGAAUACUAUGGACGUACUCCCGGCUCGCUUUGUGUUAUGUGUGAUGUAGACGUAGCACUAUGUCAUGUUUUUACCCCAGUUCUGUUUUGCUGUGGACUAAUGCGAUGCUGCUGGACUCUCUGUGUUUCCAACUAUUAUUGUACAGUGUACCAUGCUGUACCGGCCAUGUACAGUGUACCAUGCUGUACCAGCCAUGUUGCUGUGCUUCUCA